This is a messenger RNA of Aspergillus viridinutans, 498 nucleotides long. RefSeq lists its product as uncharacterized. The coding region runs from base 1 to 498 and encodes 165 amino acids. The record is from RefSeq and is a predicted model, not a curated record. The transcript is spliced from 2 exons. NCBI's taxonomy places the organism in Eukaryota, Fungi, Ascomycota, Eurotiomycetes, Eurotiales, Aspergillaceae.
AUGGAAACAACACAGCAGCAUGCGACCACGACGACGAAUCAACCACACCUGCAUGUCAAACAACAAGCACCACAAGCCACCACCUCACCCAUCCGUAUCCGUCACCACUCUCUCCCUCCUCUUCACCUCCACCUGCUCACCCACCUCCCCGACGCCCGCGGUAUUAACAGCCGGUCCAAGCCCAAACACCCGCCUCGGCACCUCACUCCUCUCACUGACGUUCACAUUCAAAGUGGGCCGCCGAGGCCGCUGCAUCCCUCUCGCCCGGCCCCCGACGACAGGGAACUCGUACGUCCCCAUCCGCCAUAUAUACAGCAGCACAUCGAAGACGAUCAGCGCCGCCCAGGGGAAGAUGGUGACGAUGCCGAGGAAGACCUGAACCCGGCCACAACAUUAGCAUUAGCAUUACGUCCACUCAGCGCAGUUCUCAGGAGCGCGUGGGGGAGGGGGGGCAAGGCGUACGAAGAUCCGAGCGGCCCAGCUCUCGACGUAGAUUAA